AUGCACCAAGCUUGUCUUGACGACCUCGAACAAAUCUUCGAUUUCCCAUUUUCGACUUUGCAUCGUGGCUACGGGUCGUCUCAAUAUCUGCGCCGUCAUCCGCAUCGCAGCUUCCCUCCGGCUCUCCUCUUCUCUUCCGCCGAGGAAUCACCUCCCCCCAAACGAAAUCGCCUUAACGGAUCCAAGCGACUCCCUGGACAUCGUCGGCUUCGUUGUUCGGGACAAGAGACGGAGCCUAGUCCGCGAGGCAAAGAAACCUCUCGAGACGAAUAUUGA
This is a messenger RNA of Parascedosporium putredinis, 276 nucleotides long. NCBI's taxonomy places the organism in Eukaryota, Fungi, Ascomycota, Sordariomycetes, Microascales, Microascaceae. The record is from the annotation of a GenBank genome assembly.